AUGCUUAUCGUAUUGGUAGCCAUGGUCACAGCUGGGGGAGUUACCCUUGAGAGAAGUAGGCGUUCGCAGUUCAUUGCUACUAAUGUGUCUGUUCGGAAGACAAAGAUUCUCCAACAGGCAAUUAGGACAUUGAAAGAAGGCGACGACGCCGACCAUACUAAUGGCUACGGACCUAUCACUAACUUUGAGAAAGCAGUAACUGACGUAGGCUUUGCCCUCAAUAUACUGGAAAUGAUGAGUGGAUGCGUACAGCAGUCUGAGGGGAUAGCAACAGUAGCAGGGGACGAAAGGGAGUCUAGUGAGGAUCGUAUAUCGACUGAGUUAUAUCCACACACUGACGACAAUAGGGAUAGGAUACUUGAGGCCACUACAUUGAUAAAGGAGUCAGUGAGGACACUGUCUAGGGCGGCUGCUGCUAGGGAUAGACUGGUGACUAUGUCUCCCGAUACCACUCGUCUAGAACAUAUCACACCACGAGCAUUCGAUAUGCUACAGGAAGCUGGGCAUGAUUUCAAUUUAAAUGUGCUUGAACUACAGGAGGUACACCUUUGUCAUAUACCGGUAUUACCAUUGAUAGCCAGUCGAGUAACAUUGGUGAUGCCUCUAGAAUCAAUGAGAAUAAAUAAGGGAACGCUAAACAAGUUCUUGAAUCGGAUAUCAGCAUUAUACACCGAUGUUGAGUAUCACAAUCAGUCUCACGCUGCCCAGGUCACAUCUCAUGGAGAGUAUCUAUUCCGAGCUACAGGGAUACCAGUAAGUGCAUUGGACCAUACAGCUUACCUUGUGGCCUGUAUAUGUCAUGAUGUUGGUCAUAGUGGCAAGAAUAAUGCAUUCUAUAUUGAAACACGAGAUUGCCUUGCCCUGAGAUAUAACGACAAGUCAGUUCUAGAACAGUUCCAUGCAGCAACAACCUUCGAGAUGAUGGAGGACUUCCCUGAAUGUAACAUAUUGGAAGAUUUAACAAGCGAAGGCAGCAAGCGUUUUAGGUUCCUCGUCAUUGAGCUCAUUCUUGCUACUGAUAUGGCCAAACACUUUGCAAUCAUGGCGGAUUUACGUAUUGUACUGCAGAGUCCACAGUUUAGGACUGCUAUCAAUGAGUCCAAGAAUGAUGAUGAUCGACAACUUAUCUUCAAAGCCUGCAUUAAAGCUGCCGAUAUCGGUCAUACCUGUCUACCAUGGGAUCAACAUUAUGAACUAUCUCUUCGAUUGGCUGAGGAGUUCUUCAAACAAGGGGAUCUCGAGAAACAGUUACAUGGUAGUACUCAUCGGAAGAGGGUGUAUGACGAGCUAUUAUCGUGGUCCUAUGUGGACAGCACCGUACGUACCCUCACUAUGUCAUGUGUGGUAGUCGGCGGCGGCGGCCUGCAGAAGAUGUAUCCGUAA
This is a messenger RNA of Perkinsus marinus ATCC 50983, 1383 nucleotides long. RefSeq names its product cAMP-specific 3',5'-cyclic phosphodiesterase, putative. The transcript has 13 exons. The record is from RefSeq and is a predicted model, not a curated record. Gene Ontology annotation, biological process: signal transduction. Lineage: Eukaryota; Perkinsozoa; Perkinsida; Perkinsidae. Gene Ontology annotation, molecular function: 3',5'-cyclic-nucleotide phosphodiesterase activity. The coding region runs from base 1 to 1383 and encodes 460 amino acids.